This is a messenger RNA of Morus notabilis, 2212 nucleotides long. Its product is annotated as NEDD8 ultimate buster 1. Gene Ontology annotation, molecular function: protein binding. The record is from RefSeq and is a predicted model, not a curated record. The transcript is spliced from 11 exons. Gene Ontology annotation, biological process: regulation of ubiquitin-dependent protein catabolic process. The coding region runs from base 208 to 1881 and encodes 557 amino acids. NCBI's taxonomy places the organism in Eukaryota, Viridiplantae, Streptophyta, Magnoliopsida, Rosales, Moraceae.
ACCUUCCAAAAAAAAAAAAAAAAAUAAUGCCAAGACGAACCUUGAUAAACAAGGAAACCCAACCUCCUCGUACCUCUAUUUCUCCGAACCUAUAAACUCACAACCCACUCCCAAAACAGAAAAAUUCUCCACAAUUAGACUUUUUUUGUUAACUUAUUCCCAAAACCAAAAGUCGUAUUCCUCCAAAAUCAGUCCUUUUUUCCGGCCAUGUCGAAGCUGAAGAUUGCGGGGACAUGGGCGGGUAUUCUGGAGGUGGAAUUGGAGGUUUGGACGGUGCCCAUGUUGAGAGAAGAGGUCGCCAAACGAUCCAACUGUGGGCCCGACUCGAUCAAUCUGAUAUGUGCCGGUAGAAUUCUCAAAGAUGGUGAUGGGACCCAGAAGCUGAGCCAAUUGGGUGUCAAAAACAACGCCAAGGUUUUGGCCAGCCGGGUCUCCGCCGAAGAGGGCAAGUCCUUGAACAAGGAGUUAAUGGCUGAGGAGGAACGUUCUAGAAGGCUCACCCGAGUCAAGGCAGCUGCAGCUGCAAUUUCAAAAAGACAUGCAGAUGGUUCCUUGCCACUCGAGGACCAAAUUAUAGAACUUGAAGAUCAAAGUGGUCGGCAAGUGAAACUGGGGACAGAGACUGAUCAGCGGGCAAUCAUGAUGGGCCUGAUGCUUCAUACCAAUGCAAAGCAGCUAAUUAAGAAGCAAAAUUACAAGGAUGCUUUAGAAGUACUCACUAUGGGAGAGGAGGCAUUCUCUCUAUGUGAUCCAAAGGUCAUUGAGUUUAUUGACAAUCCCCCAAUACUGCAAAUAGAAAUUGUGUGGUGCUACUUCAUGCUACAAGACAUUAGGUGGCUUUCAGUGGCUGGAGAGCGCCUUCAGAAAGCCAGACGAGAUCUUGAGCGGUCUCAUGGAAAGGACUCCCACCGUGUUAGACUCCUUCAAGGAGGUCGUUAUCCAGAGCUUGCACUAUAUUUGAGGUUGGAGCUUCUGGAAGGAGUGGUAGCCUAUCACAAUGGUCAAUUUGAUAAAUCAAGAAAAUGGCUCACCUCUGCGCAAGAGAAAUUUGGCCAGCUACAAGUUCCCGAUGAAGCCUUAUCACUUGUUAUGAGCAUGGGCUUUAGAGAACACGAGGCGAAGCGAGCAUUGCGAAUGAGCCAUCAAGAUGUUGGGAGCGCAGUUGAUUUUCUUGUUGAACAAAAAGCACUGAGGGCACAAAAAAGAGAAGAAUAUCUUCGGCAACAAAAUAAGAUUAUGGAGCAAAAGAAAUAUGGAAAGACACCCUUAAAGAAGCCUGUGGAUCUCCAGAAAUUGAAUGAAUUGGUCUCCAUCGGGUUUGAGAAGGAGCUUGCUGCUGAAGCACUUCGAAGGAAUGAGAAUGACACUCAAAAGGCGUUGGAUGAUUUGACAAAUCCAGAGAUUAACUCUUCCAUACAGCUUACUAUUGAAUCACGGAAAAGGAAGCGUCAGCAGAAAGAGACCGACGCUUCAGUUGAAGCCCUUGUACGUAUGGGCUUUGAAAGAGAAAGAGUGGUUGAAGCAUUUCAUAGCGGUGGGACUGUGGAUCAAGUGAUGCAUAGACUGCUCUCACAAGCUGCACCUAACUCCACAGAUGCUCUUAACAAUAACGCGGGGUCGGGGUCGAUCGCUGCAAUGGCUGCCAAUGACGUUGCGAGUUCUUCUGCUCCGACGGUGGAUAAUGUUGCCGAAGACAAUGGUGAUGACGGAGAUCCAUCUACUGCUGGCAAAGUUGAAGAAGAGCGGGAUAUAGAGAUGGAGGACGAACUUGCUGACGGGCUAUCGAGAGUGGAUGCUAUAUCGGAUUAUGAUAUUGAAGUUUCCAAAGAAGGUGAAGCCAUAAACGAGUACUUGGCGCUGUUGAAUUUAGCCGGCAAGUAAUGAAGGAGGGAUCUUCUCCGAGGUGAAAACUACUCAGGACCGUGAUGGUAAACGAGGUGUAAAUAGUAGUGAUUACUCGAACAUUAAGUUAUAGAUUUCAAGCACCGUUUUAAAGAUGGAGCUUUGCAUUUUUCUGCAUAUCAAGCGUUUGUGGUUCUAAUAGGCAUUUGCAGGUGUUAAUAGAUAUUGAUUCAUAAUUUAGCUAAUCCUUUUUAUAUAUGAAACUGUUUAGAAUUCCAAAAAUAAACGAAAACAACGAAGAAUCAUAAACUAUAUGUAACUUUUUAGUUGUAGGUUGAAAUAACUUUAUGAGUUCCUUAAAGAUGAAAAA